Messenger RNA from Solanum dulcamara, 1110 nucleotides. RefSeq lists its product as uncharacterized. Bases 94 to 735 code for a protein of 213 amino acids. NCBI's taxonomy places the organism in Eukaryota, Viridiplantae, Streptophyta, Magnoliopsida, Solanales, Solanaceae. The transcript is spliced from 6 exons. Gene Ontology annotation, molecular function: protein binding. The record is from RefSeq and is a predicted model, not a curated record.
CUUAGUUAUCCCUGCAGGGGCCACUUCCAAUUUUCAGUUCCUGCCAGCUCGUGUACAGAAUUAGGGUUAGGGUUCCGAUCAAUUCCAAGUACGAUGUACGCUGAUCGGGUGGAAACAGUAACCAGGAGGUCCAUAAAAGAAAGGAUUAACGGCAAUGCUGAUGAUGAUUCUCGUCGCCGGAGACAAAUUACCGGCAAGAGGCGUAGAGAAGAGGACGAUAAAUGGGUGCAUGACCUUUAUGAGCCUCAUGAACUUCAAGGAUCAAAUCAGAGAGUUGGUACAAAGGAUCUUCGUCUCAAACUCCAACGAAGAAGAAGUAUCCAACAAGCUACUCAAAUUAUAAAAGGUUCUUUAUCUGGAGGUAUGAGGGAUCUGCGGGAAAAGCUCUCUGGUACUGUAUUCUCGCAAACAGUGAGAACUGAUGCAUCCCCAAAAAAGUUGAAGUCAAUUCCUGAAGUAAGCCAACCUGCCAAGAGAUGUGUCAUAGCUGAAGCUCCUGCUUCGGAGACCAAAACUGUUGCCACCAAAGUUUCUAAGAAGAAGUCUCAGCAGAAGGCUGAAUCAGUAGACAGGUUUCUGCAAUCGUUGGGUCUUGAGAAGUAUGCAAUUACAUUUCAAGCUGAAGAAGUCGAUAUGGCUGCUCUUGUACACAUGACAGAUGAAGAUCUUAAAGCUAUGGGAAUACCAAUGGGUCCAAGGAAGAAGAUACUUUUAGCAUUGGAAUCUAAAGUCUGAUAUUUUGGGGUUUACAUCUUCUGCUAGCUUUUGUACAAGUCUAUUUCUGGGAUUUCCUUCCCUUUUCUGGGUGGUGGUGGUGGUGGUGGGUUAUAAUGUGGUUAACAAGAACAUAGACUCAUGAGCUCGACCUUAAUGGUAUUUACUUAAUGGUUUUCGGUUGCUUAGCAUGUAAUUCGGGUGCCAAUUGAGGCAAAGUUUGCUUCUUUAAAGUAAGGCAAUGAUAUCAUGAUCACCAUCUAUAAAGAAGAAUCUUUCUAAAUUACUGCUCCAGUGGCCUUCAAGCAUCUCUGAAAUGAAUAGAUUCACUAGUUACUCGUGUAAUUGACCCUUAAAUCUCGAUGGAAUAGGAUAACAUAUUGUGUUUGACUGUAA